GCCAUCGGAUCAGAUCGGAUCCGAUCGUGCACCCGCCCCGAGGCAAACGUAUAUUCACGAUUCCCGUAGACCAGGCCGCGCAACGAUAAAAUCCCCCCAAACAGUUGGAUUCCAGAGAGGACGAGACGCAAUUCUUGGAGAGAAGAGAAACCCUUCCCCACUCAGAUUCAUUCAGGACCACGCGACGUCCGAGGGCGGGAGAGAUGAGCGGGGCGGAGGAGGAAGCGACGGGGGCGGGGGGCUCCGGCGGGGGGAGCGGCGGCGGCGCGGGGUCGUCGGGGAGCAGCGGGCCGCGGCGGCGGUUCGACGACAAGGGGCUCGUGGCCCGCACCUCGCUGAUCCUGUGGCACACGCACCAGAACGACGCCAACGCCGUGCGGAAGCUGCUCGAGGAGGACGCCGCGCUCGUCAACGCCCGCGACUACGACAGCCGCACGCCGCUCCACGUCGCGGCCCUCCACGGGUGGCACGACGUCGCCGAGUGCCUCAUCGCCAGCGGCGCCGACGUCAACGCCCAGGACCGGUGGCAGAACACGCCACUUGCUGAUGCGGAGGGCGCCAAGAGGCAGACCAUGAUCGAGCUGCUCAAGGAGCAUGGUGGAUUGACAUAUGGGAAAACUGGAAGCCAUUUUGAAGCAAAAUCAAUUCCGCCACCUCUAACAAACAAGGUUGACUGGGAGAUUAACCCACUUGAAUUGGACUUCACAAAAGCAGUUAUCAUUGGAAAGGGCUCUUUUGGAGAAAUUCUGAAAGCAAAUUGGCGAGGAACACCUAUUGCUGUCAAGCGCAUUCUUCCAUCCCUAUCUGAUGACAGGCUGGUGAUCCAAGAUUUUAAGCAUGAAGUCAACUUGCUAAUAAAGCUGAGACAUCCAAAUAUUGUCCAGUUCCUUGGAGCAGUCACAGAAACCAAGCCUCUAAUGCUAGUUACUGAGUUUCUACGAGGAGGUGAUCUUCAUCAAUAUCUGAAGGAGAAAGGCUCACUCAGCCCACUUACUGCUGUUAAUUUUGCACUAGACAUUGCAAGGGGAAUGGCAUAUCUUCAUAAUGAGCCUAAUGUUGUGAUCCACCGGGACUUAAAACCAAGAAACAUUCUUCUAGUGAAUUCUGCUGCCAACCACUUGAAAGUUGGAGAUUUUGGCCUUAGUAAGAUUAUCAAAGCUCAGCAUGCCAAUGAUGUAUACAAGAUGACAGGAGAGACAGGAAGCUACCGGUACAUGGCCCCUGAAGUUUUCAAGCACCGGAAAUACGACAAGAAAGUUGACAUCUUCUCUUUUGCCAUGAUACUGUAUGAGAUGCUGGAAGGCGAUCCACCUUUCUCCAGCUACGAACCUUAUGAGGCUGCUAAGUAUGUGGCAGAUGGGCAUCGCCCAGCUUUCCGUAAAGGAUACCUUCAAGAAUUGAAGGAUUUGAUUGAGCUAUGUUGGUCAGGGGAUAUCAAUGUGAGACCAUCUUUCUUAGAGAUUCUCAAGCGGCUUGAGAAGCUGAAGGAAGCCUUAUCAAACGACCACCACUGGCAUUUGUUCCAGUAGCGGUGCUGUGGUGCAUUACUACAGGUGGUGUCUUAAAUGGGGUUUUCUUGGGAGAUCUGUCAUUUAUCAAUGUACAAAAUUUGGUGCCUUGAGAAAGGUCCACCGAGGCAAAUUUUUCUCUGUUUUACUUUGCUACUAUUUCUGUUAAUGAAAACAGAAACCUUGUUUGUAUCGCAUCAA
Molecule: messenger RNA, 1709 nt
Organism: Phragmites australis (common reed)
Lineage: Eukaryota; Viridiplantae; Streptophyta; Magnoliopsida; Poales; Poaceae
Product: serine/threonine-protein kinase VIK-like
Exons: 11
Coding region: 204-1529 (441 amino acids)
Biological process (GO): protein phosphorylation
Molecular function (GO): protein kinase activity; ATP binding; protein binding
Source: RefSeq, a predicted model, not a curated record